Caenorhabditis bovis is the source of this 1818-nucleotide messenger RNA. The record is from the annotation of a GenBank genome assembly. NCBI's taxonomy places the organism in Eukaryota, Metazoa, Nematoda, Chromadorea, Rhabditida, Rhabditidae.
AUGGAUCGAAUACAAAAUGGAAUGUCCGAGAGCAAAACCGCCGGACUUUGUGCACUUUAUGGAUCGGAUAAUGAAGAUGAUGAAAAGAAGAAGAAAACGGGACUGGAUUCAACUUUCCUCGUUAGGAAUGAGCCAGAAGAUAUGGAAAAGUAUGCGAUCCAUUUGAAAUCGCUUCUCGUGAAAGGAGAAGGCGAAUGUCUCAUUGAAAUAGGGGUUCCCGUACUUGGAGCCACUAAAAAUUCCAAAGGUGGAGGUCUCACUGAAAAAGACCUAGAAAAAGCAAUUGAAGUUCAUAAUAAACUUCUUGAGACAAUUCCCGCAAUUGGAACAAAAAUAGAGCGCCGAUCAUCUAGAAAUAAUCGUUUCACCGAGGUUUGGUUGAUUCGAGACCCGCCAAAAGAACAAGAUUUCACUGAGGUUCGGGUCGCUGUUGUCGGAAACGUUGACGCCGGAAAAUCAACACUAUUGGGAGUACUUACGCACAGUGCUCUUGAUGAUGGAAGAGGUUUGGCCCGAACAAAGCUGUUCCGUCAUAAGCAUGAAUUUGAAUCAGGACGAACUUCGUCAGUUGGAAAUGAUAUUCUUGGCUUCGAUGUUCAUGGAGAAGUUGUCAAUAAACCUGAUCCGCAUAAUCAUAACCUUGACUGGGUACAGAUUUCAAAGGAAUGCAGCAAGUUAAUCACAUUCAUUGACCUUGCGGGACACGAGAAAUACCUCAAGACGACUAUUUUUGGAAUGACGGGGCAUAUGCCCGAUUACACAAUGCUUAUGAUCGGUGCAAAUAUGGGUAUUAUCGGAACCACCAAAGAGCAUUUGUCGCUUGCACUUUCACUAGCUGUUCCUGUAUAUCUUGUUGUUACCAAAAUUGAUAUGUGUCCACCCCAAAUUCUUGAGGAAACAAUGAAAAACAUUGCCAGACUUGUUAAAAGCGCAAAAAAAAUGCCUGUCAUUGUGCGCAAUCUCGACGAUGUCAUUCACGCCGCUUCGAAUUUUCCAAGCAAUCGAGUUUGCCCGAUUUUCCAGGUUUCGAACGUUGAAGGAACCAAUCUUCCCCUUCUUAGACAAUUUUUAAACAUUGUUCCACUCCGCCGAGAACUUUGUGAGAAUGAUGCUGCCCAUUUUCAGAUUGAUGACGUUUAUUGGGUUGAAGGUGUUGGAACAGUUGUGAGUGGAACGAUGCUGGCUGGAACUGUUAAUGUGAACGACGUUCUUCUCCUUGGUCCAACCUCAACUGGUGAUUUCAUUCCUCUGCCGGUAAAGUCUAUUCACAGAAAAAGAAUGCCUGUGACUUCUGUUCGAUGCGGUCAAACUGCUUCAUUCGCGUUGAGAAAAAUUACGAAAAAAGAAGUGCGAAAAGGAAUGGUGAUGGUUGAUCCGAAAACAAAUCCGAAAUCUAGCAUGGUAUUCGAAGCAGAGAUUCUCAUUCUUCAUCAUCCUACUACAAUUAAAACUAACUAUCAAGCUAUGCUUCAUAUUGGUUCGAUUCGACAAACGGCUACACUCAUCAGUACAACUAAGGAAGUUUUGAGAACUGGAGACCGAGAUAAAGUGCAGUUCAAAUUCAUCCGACAACCUGAGUAUAUUCGACCAGGAACUCGAAUGGUUUUCCGAGAAGGUCGUACUAAGGCUGUUGGGCAAGUUGUGUCGGUUGUUCCUCAAGAAACACUAGCUCAACAAAGAGCCAAAGGAAAAGAGCACCGACAAGGAAAGCAAUAUACUAAGAAGGGACCGAAACCGCCAAAUGGGAAGCCGAAGAAGGAUGUGGCCAAGGAGCUCGAAGCUCUUUCGAUCGACAAAGUUGCAGAUUCGAGAAUCUAA